Penicillium salamii is the source of this 3330-nucleotide messenger RNA. The record is from the annotation of a GenBank genome assembly. Lineage: Eukaryota; Fungi; Ascomycota; Eurotiomycetes; Eurotiales; Aspergillaceae.
AUGAAUCGUCGUCCAACCAAUUACGGCGAUGCGCCGCCUGGAUAUGGCGACCAAGAGACCGCAUCUUUUUUGUCAGACGUCGAGUCCCCUACCAAUUCACGACUGAACGGCGGAACAAUGCGCUUGUUGCCAACCAGUGGUGACGGCGCCGACGAUAUGGACCCUCAUCCAAGGGCCCCUUCGCCUUCCCACUACAGUUAUGACCCUGUUUAUGACCACACUCCUGCAUUGUUUCUCCCCAUCACCAUCCUACAGCCAGCUUCAGGCCAAAUGGAGCGCCCUCUGAGACCGAGGUCUAACACCAGGACGCGAUAUUCUAGUACCGGACGAGAGCCAUCAUACGACCAUUAUUACCAAGUUCCAAGCGUAUCUUCUCCAACACGCCCUCCAUCUAGCUUGGCUAGUGGCCCUCACAUGCCCCCUCCUACAGCUAGUCUAGCCGACGAAUCUGUAUAUCCUUCUAUCCCUCCUCGCACGGGCUCUCCCAUCCGCCCAUGGAGCCCCUCCCACAUCCGUCCUCCAUCGGUCUCAAGUGUCGGAUAUGAGCGUUCAGACAUCAAUGGAAGUCCCAGGCCUGGAACUCCCAGCUCGAGAUAUGGUGGCAGUCCCCGCCGCCCGCUGCCUCCUGCUCCCCUCUUCUCGGGCCCGAAGUCCAGCGCCGUAGACUCGAGCAUUGAUAUCAGCGAUGGACUUACAGACGAUGACCCCUUCGGCGGCGACGGCCGGACCAUCAACCACACAUCACGCGGCAGCGUUCGCUCCUUUAUGAGUGAAUCUACAAUGUUGGGCGACGAGAAGGAUGAGAUGCACAAGGUCGACCUUGAAGACGAUCUUGACGAUGAUGCAUCCGGCAUGAUCGAUCCAAACCUACACUAUGGGCCUGCCCCCGAAAAGCAGGGUCGUCGUGGUGUUCGCUCGAAGCAGGUCGCCAAGAAGGAGGUUCAGCUGAUCAACGGUGAGCUGAUUUUGGAGUGUAAGAUUCCGACUAUUUUGCACAGCUUCCUGCCUCGUCGUGAUGAACGUGAAUUCACUCACAUGAGGUACACGGCCGUCACCUCCGACCCCGAUGACUUUACCGACCGCGGAUACAAGCUGCGUCAACAAAUUGGAUCGACUACUCGUGAGACCGAGUUGUUUAUCUGUGUCACGAUGUACAAUGAGGACGAGAUUGGUUUCACGCGCACAAUGCAUGGUAUCAUGCAGAAUAUCAGUCACUUCUGUUCUCGAACCAAGUCUCGUACUUGGGGCCGUGAUGGUUGGAAGAAGAUUGUUGUUUGUGUUGUUUCCGAUGGACGUAAGAAGGUCCACCCGCGAACUCUUAAUGCUUUGGCUGCCUUGGGUGUCUACCAGGAAGGUAUUGCGAAGAACAUCGUCAACCAAAAAGAAGUCCAGGCCCACGUCUACGAAUACACGACACAGGUCUCUCUUGAUGAUGACCUCAAGUUCAAGGGUGCUGAGAAGGGCAUUGUUCCCUGUCAAGUUAUUUUCUGCUUGAAGGAGCACAACAAGAAGAAGUUGAACUCUCACCGAUGGUUCUUCAAUGCAUUUGGCCGCGCCCUUCAGCCGAAUAUUUGCAUUUUGCUCGAUGUUGGUACCCGUCCCGAACAAACUGCUCUGUACCACCUUUGGAAGGCCUUCGAUCAAGACUCGAACGUUGCUGGUGCAGCCGGUGAGAUCAAGGCUGCUAAGGGAAAGAACUAUCUCGGUCUGCUCAACCCACUUGUUGCUAGUCAGAACUUUGAGUAUAAGAUGUCCAACAUCCUCGACAAACCAUUGGAGUCGGUCUUUGGGUACAUUACUGUGUUGCCUGGUGCCUUGAGUGCCUACCGAUUCUUCGCUCUGCAGAACGAUGCAGAUGGACAUGGUCCCCUCAACCAAUACUUCAAGGGUGAGACUCUGCACGGUCAAGAUGCCGAUGUCUUCACAGCCAACAUGUACUUGGCCGAGGAUCGUAUCCUUUGCUGGGAGCUUGUCGCAAAGCGAGAAGAGCGAUGGGUGCUGAAGUUUGUUAAGAAUGCCGUUGGUGAGACUGAUGUACCUGAUGCUGUUCCCGAGUUCAUCUCCCAGCGUCGACGUUGGCUCAACGGUGCCUUCUUCGCGGCUGUGUACUCCAUUUUCAAUGCCAAGCAGAUCUGGAAGACGGACCAUACCCUGGCUCGAAAGAUCCUGCUUCAUAUUGAGUUCUUUUAUCAAUUCCUUAACCUCCUCUUUACCUACUUUGGCCUUGCCAACUUCUAUCUUGCUUUCUACUUCAUUGCUGGCUCCUUGUCAGACCCGAAGAUGGAUCCCUUCGGUCAUAACAUGGGCAAAUACAUCUUCAUUGUUCUGAAGUAUGCGUGUGUCCUGGUCAUGUGUUUGCAGUUUAUCAUCUCUCUGGGUAAUCGACCACAAGGUGCCAAAAACCUGUACUUAUCCGGUAUUAUUGUCUACGCUAUCAUCAUGUUCUACACUGUGUUCUGUGCACUCUACCUCGCGGUCAAAGAGUUGAUGGCCCGAGCUGGUGUAGGAAGCGACGAUAUGGAAGUUGGCGACGGCUUGAUGAUGAACAUUGUCAUCUCCAUGCUUUCAACCGUCGGUCUCUAUUUCUACAGCUCCUUCAUCUACUUGGACCCAUGGCACAUGUUCACCUCUUCGGUCCAAUACUUCCUGCUCAUGCCGAGUUACGUCUGUAUUCUCCAAGUCUACGCCUUCUGCAACACCCACGACGUUACAUGGGGAACAAAGGGAGACAACGUGAUCAACACUGAUCUCGGUGCCGCAAAGGUCAUCAACGGCUCCACCGUCGUUGUCGAAAUGCCCUCCGAGCAACUAGACAUCGACUCAGGCUACGAUGCCGCAUUGCGCAAUCUCCGUGAUCGCCUCGAGGUCCCCGAGCCCCCACCAUCCGACUCCCAGCUCCAAGAAGACUACUACCGCGCCGUGCGUACCUACAUGGUUUCCAUCUGGAUGGUCGCCAAUGUCGUCCUCGGCAUGGCCAUCUCAGAAGUCUACGGCGUCGACGCAGGCGGCACAAACGUCUACCUCGCCAUCAUCCUCUGGUCCGUCGCCGUCCUCGCCGCCAUCCGCGCAGUCGGCUCAACCACCUACGCCAUCCUCCAAGUUAUCCACAAGAUCGUGGAAGCAAAGACCAAAUUCGACGCGGGCAACAUGACAAACUUCGCGCCCAGCGCAUACGGUGGCUCCAGCGUUGGCCCUGCUUCUGAAACUGCGAAAUCUUCUUCCACACGCCCAGUUCGGUAUGGUGGUGGUGCUACCUUCAAGGACAAAAUUAAUGAGGCGCGCUGGUCUGCUGGCCGUGUUGCUAACAAGGCCAUGUUCUGGCGGAAGUAG